Molecule: messenger RNA, 3193 nt
Organism: Ochlerotatus camptorhynchus
Lineage: Eukaryota; Metazoa; Arthropoda; Insecta; Diptera; Culicidae
Gene: Hydr1
Product: phospholipase Hydr1
Exons: 6
Coding region: 545-1831 (428 amino acids)
Biological process (GO): medium-chain fatty acid biosynthetic process; medium-chain fatty acid catabolic process
Molecular function (GO): monoacylglycerol lipase activity; acetylesterase activity
Source: RefSeq, a predicted model, not a curated record
CUCAGUCCUGUGUGAGCGUUCAGUUCGAGAUGUUGGCUUAGUGAGUGUCGUCGUGUAGUCGCUUCCUGUGUAUGGUUUUUUGCUGCUUCGGUUGCCUGUGAAUGCUGUGGUAGAAACGGGACGCCGGGUGGUAGGCGGAAAACGGCCGCACGGGCUCAGAGUGGCGAAUAAGUGUGUUCUUUAGUAGACCAUUGCAGAUUAAGGAAGGAUUAUUUGAAAAAUUCAUUUUGUUCAAUUUUGAUGUUCCUAGUGAGAAGAAAAUUAUUUGUGUUCUAAAGCUCCUGAUUGAGUAGCGUUGCGGGCGAUCCUGAUUUGGAUGUUACAUGUUUCAUAAUCUUUAUCGACUCGGAUUGACAAGGAUAGCACACGACGGCGACUCGGGACGGCAGGAGAAAGCUAAUCUCGCGUGAGUGUAGACACCAUUGCCGGACAGCCGGACAGGGGGCCGGAUUUCAAAAAUUAGUCUGCAUAUAGAAUCAACUCGGCGGUGAUUUAGGAAAACAUUUGCGCUGAUUUAUAACGGGCACAUAACUAAGCUACCAGGAUGAUUAUGGAACUGUACGCGUACCUAACCAACUUGCCGCGAUGGCACAUAUUCGCCAUAUUUCUCUUUGGAUAUUUGAUUUACUAUCUCAUAGAGGUUGUUAAGCGACCCAUUCUAGCCGUAUCGAAUGGCCCGUUCAAAAAGUACCUUCGUAAAAAUAUACCUAUCUUGGAGAUGAAGUUUUGGCCUACAUUCUGGUGUGUUGAAAGUCGGGCUCAGACAGUCUUUGCCAGUAUCAUUCGCUCCAACAUAAUGCCAAACGUUGAGUAUCGACGAGAAGUUCUCACCCUCAAAGAUGGCGGUGUUGUGGCACUGGAUUGGAUGGAAGCAAACUGUGAUAGUGACUCACCUUUGAUUAUUAUUCUGCCGGGAUUAACAGGUGAAUCGCAAGCCGAAUACAUCAAGUGUUUGGUAACGGCAGCUAAUCGCAGCGGCAUCAGGACGGUUGUAUUCAACAACCGAGGAUUGGGAGGAAUAGAACUGAAAACCCCUCGAUUAUACUGCGCAUCGAAUAGCGAGGAUCUGUCCGAGGUUGUCCGCCAUGUGAAGAAAGUGAAUCCUCAUAUUAAAAUUGGUGCCACGGGAAUUUCCAUGGGUGGAUUGAUCCUUGGUAACUACUUAGCCAACUACUGUGACGAAGCCAAGGCCGCUCUGACGGCAGCGAAAAUUAUCUCCGUACCAUGGGAUGUGAACAAAGGUUCUGACAGCAUUGAACAGCCAUAUUUGAACAGUAUGCUCGGUCGCCAUCUAGCUGGGAGCUUAUGUCGCACUGUCCGACAGUACGAAAUUCUGAGAAACGAUGAAUUUGACUGGGACAUGGACCAAGUUUUGCAGAGUAAAACCAUCAAGGAGUUUGAUUCGCACUUCACGUCCAAACAUUUCGGCUACAAUGAUGUCCAUAGCUACUACGCACAUGCUACGCUGCACAACAAAUUGCACAAAAUUAAGGUACCUCUGCUGUGUUUGAGUGCUGCCGAUGAUCCGUUCCAGCCAUUAGAUGCCAUCCCGAUUAAGGCUGCAGAGAAAUCCUCGCACGUUGCCAUCCUCAUAACGGCUCGCGGUGGUCACAUUGGGUUCCUCGAGGGUUGGUGGCCGGCCAACAAGGAUCAGUACAUGGGUCGCCUAUUCAGUCAGUUCUUUGCGGCGGCACUGUUCGAUACGAACCACGAAUUUUAUCGCACUGCACAGCUUAUGAUGGAGCACAACUUGCAGACCUCGACUUCGGUUCCAACAACACCAAUCUCGCGAUCCUCUAGUCCAAUUCGAAAGAAAUCGAUUCCAUUCUAAUAGUGAAGGGUUAUUUACUAUAAAGGCUGCGUGCACAUGAGUGAGGUGGGUGACUUCUUUGAGAAGUCGAAGAUUUUGUCCAGGUCAUCAACCAAAUGCGAUAGAUUUUGUGAUAAAGUUGAAAUUAAUUGCGUAAAAACAUUGUUGUUAUGGUUGAUCUUUGAACCACAUAUGGAACAGGAAUUCAAUUAUCGUUACGAUAGUUAGACUCGAGCAACGAUUUUAAGCAUGUUGUGGUUUUAAAAUAUUAAAUUUAUUAACAAAGUUUUUAAGAUUAUUAACCAAACGUCAGUGGCGUGACAUACAUUAGAUUUUCGGCGCAAAACUUUCAACAAACAUUUCAAAGCUUUAAUGAAUAGUCAAUGCGAAUGGAUGCCUUUGUAAAAUAAGCGGUAGGACAGUUUGAGAGAGAUUGAAACAAUACGCGAUUUUAUUAGUUAGAUUGAGUUUUUAGUUCCAACUGGUUUGUUUUCUUCAAGCUUGAGCAGUAAAAUUUGCUUCAAAUUGGGUGUUUACCGUACUAGUGAAACACAAUUUUCGCAUCCUUUAGGUAUGCAAAUUUAGGGUAAAGUUCUUACCGAUGCUUCACCUACUAAUACAAUCUUUCAACUCUACACAUGAGAUUUUUUGUCGAUUUAGAAUCAUACCAAGCAAUAUAGUAUAAACCAAACUACAAAAUCGAAGCAAUAAGAGACACAUUUUAAUUCACAUAUCACACAAAUAGUUUUGAGUGAAAGAAACUAAAUAAGAAAAUAAACAUCGUAGGCAUAAUACAACUCAAAAAUGAAACGGUCACAAAAAUCUACAGUUAAAUCUACUUAACUAAAGAAUAAGUUAAAAGAUAGUCAUUUUCAUUCCCGUAGUGAACUGAAUAAAACAUGUGUACGAAACUAUAAUGCCCUAACUGGAACACUCAAAAGACAGUAGAGAAGUAAGAGGGGCGAACAGUUGGUAUGACAGCAAACAAUAAAACUUUUCCACUCGUAGCAUUAGUAGGAGGAACAUACGUCUAUUAGCAUCAAAAACUGAAUCAAACAUUUUCUCUCUUUGACAUUUUUCAACCGAUUUCUAACAAUGUUUUUUUGUUCUCUGACAAGGUAAAACAAUAGUGUUCAAAAGUGUUAGACUUAAGAGUACAAGGUACGCAAAAAUAAAAACCAAAAAUGUUUACCGAGCAACAGGAACAAAAACAGAAAUCAAAUGCAUGAACCGGUUGAGUCGUUAUUCAGUAGUAUAUAGUUAACAAAUUUUCGCAGACUAUUUGAAAAUAGUGCAAAUAAUUUCGUAAGUUAAUUGGUUAUAAUUAUUAAUUUCACUACAAGUCAAUGCAACCCAAUAAACGAUGCUCUUAAAUUAUUACAA